AUGAAGAGUUUGUUUUCUGUUUGUUUUCUAUUGGCAUUGAGCCAGUUUGCUUUUUCUCAGGCUCUUAGAGUGCCAACUGAGGAUACCAUUAAGGAUGCCACCAAAGAAAAAGACAUUUGUGGGUUUGUGGCUGAUCAACAAGUGAGACUAGCUUGUCAAGCUUUCUGUCAAGAUGCUCAGUUGGAUUGUGUUGCUGAUACUGAUACUGCUAGUACCAAGAAAGAAGAAUGUAAAGCAUUGAAGGAAAUUUUCUUGGGGUAUUUUUAUUUGGAUAAUUUGCACACUCAAUUGCCAUGUGAAACUACUGCUACUACCACCACUACUAGUAAGACUAGUAGUGAGCACAGAAGACUGCAGACAACUCCCACCACAGCAAGUCCCUCCACCUCUGUGAUUCCAUCUGCUAGUCCUUCCAUUUCCAAAAGUCCAAGUGCGACUCCCUCGAUCGCUCCCAGCAACAUCCCCAGUACAUCUCCAUCCGCUGCUCCGUCGACGUCCAAAAUGCCAUCUGCUAAUCCUUCCACUUCUCAAGCUCCUUCCUCAUCCCCCAGUGCUACACCCUCGGUAUCCAAAAGUCCAAGCCAAAGUCCAUCCGUCUCGAAAAGCCCUAGUUCAUCCCCAAGCACUUCUCCCAGUAACGUACCAAGUACUUCACCAUCGGCUCCCCCAUCCGUGUCCAAAAGUCCCUCUGCUAAUCCAUCCACGUCUUCGUCACCCAGUAACCAGCCAAGUAAUAUUCCAAGCAAUAUUCCAAGUACGUCCCCAUCCGCUCCGCCAUCGGUAUCCAAAAUGCCGUCUUCAAAUCCAUCCACUUCUUCUGCCCCAGUAGUCAACCAGUGA
This is a messenger RNA of Seminavis robusta, 840 nucleotides long. NCBI's taxonomy places the organism in Eukaryota, Bacillariophyta, Bacillariophyceae, Naviculales, Naviculaceae. The record is from the annotation of a GenBank genome assembly.